Molecule: messenger RNA, 2208 nt
Organism: Sporothrix brasiliensis 5110
Lineage: Eukaryota; Fungi; Ascomycota; Sordariomycetes; Ophiostomatales; Ophiostomataceae
Product: major facilitator superfamily transporter
Exons: 1
Coding region: 1-2208 (735 amino acids)
Biological process (GO): transmembrane transport
Cellular component (GO): membrane
Molecular function (GO): transmembrane transporter activity
Source: RefSeq, a predicted model, not a curated record
AUGUUGUCCCUCGUCCAGAUUGAAUCGUCGGCGUCGACGGGACAGCCUGGACGCACGGAACACGCAGCACACUCCACGAGCACGUCUGUUCAAAUGGCCAGCGCAUCUGGCACGCAUUAUUCAGCCUCGCCGUCCAUCCCUGCCCGGCCUGCGCGUGCCGUCGCCCGCCCCCGUCCGGCCAGUCCCCUCGCCGCCAACGACGACAAUGUCCUGCUGGAGCGCAAGCCGUCGACCAAGACGUUUGAUGCUGCCGACCUGGAGAGGAGCAGGCCCGUGACGCCAGUGGAGAACGACGACGAGAACAGCGGCACAAGCGGCGCCAACGUCCACCACGCCGACACAGCCAGCCACCACACGGGCCUGGGCAGCGAGCCGGGCGACGACGCAGAGAACGGCGUCGAAGUCCUGCAGAGCAUAUUUCUGCCCCGCAAAAACAUCUUCCGCAUGGCCACCGCGGCCCUCAACGCAUUCAACGACGGACUCAACGACAGCGCCGCCGGUGCGCUGCUGCCGUACAUUGAGCGGCACUACAACAUUGGCUACGGCGUCGUGUCGCUCAUCUUUGUGGCCUGCGCGUUCGGGUCCAUCAUCGCCGCGACGGUCGCCGACCCCAUGAAGCGGCGGCUCGGCCAGGCCCGCACGCUCUGCAUCGGCCAGCUCAUCAUGGCCGUCGGCUACGUCCCCCUGCUGACCACGGUGGCGCCCUUUGUGGCCGUUGUCGUUGGGUUUUUUGCCGUCGGCCUGGGCGAAGCCCUCAAUGUCGCCAUGGGCAACACCUACUGCGCGGGCAUCCAGCAGGGCACCUUGGCCCUGGGCAUCGUGCACGGCUCGUACGGCAUCGGCGGCAUCUCGGGCCCCCUCAUUGCGACGGCGAUGGCGGUGGCGACGGGCGCGGCCGAGGACCCGGACAGCAAGUCGGCCAUUGCGUUUGGGCGGUUCUACCUGGUACCGUUUGGCGUGUGCGUGCUGACGUCCGUGCUGUCGGCGUGGACGUUUGCGGGCUACGAACGGGACUGGGGCGAGGUGCGGGAGGCGACGCCGGACUCGUCCAGCUCCGAAGGUGCCGCAGAACGGCGGAGACGGUGGCUUGUGGGGCGGCAGCGGCAGGCAGCCUUGGACAACCUGCAGCAGCAGCAGGAGCAGGAGCAAGCCGGACAGGACAGGCCGGAACGGGCGGCGCGCCAGGUCCCGUGGGAUGCGAAAGGCAAGACAGCGAUGGCCGCAAUAGCGCCGCCUUCACCACCCCCAGCCAACAUCGAACUCACCGACUUUGCGUCCAAUGCCUCUGCCAUUCAGCGUCCCCAGCCCACGUCGACGCACGCCACGGCAGCACCGCCGCGAGUCAGAUCGCGGUCCACGUCGCCCGUGCGGGAGUUCGCAUCACCUCAACCGCCGCGGCCCAGUCUGUCGCCCAUCCAGUCGCAUCCCCAGACCAUCUCCCCCUUCUGUCCGUCGGCAUCGGCGUCCGUCGUUGCUACGCCCUCUCACUCGUUUGCUUCGUCAACAGCGCCCCUGUUCCCGGCGGGGCCGGCGGCGCCGUCGACGGCUGCGCCUACGACGACGCAAGAGCUUCCGCAGACGCCCACAACAAUGCGCCUCCGCACACAGCACGCCACCACGCGCCUCAAGGACAUGUUCACCGUCCCCUCGUCGCGCAUGGUUCUUCUGGGCGCGCUCUUCCUCUUCAUGUACCAGGGCGCCGAGGUCAGCGUCGCUGGCUGGGUCACGUCGUUUCUCAUUGCCAACCGCGGCGGCACCGAGCCCAAGGUGGGCUACAUCACCGCCGGUUUCUGGGCCGGCAUCACCGUCGGCCGUUUUGUGCUGGCCGUUCCGGCCCAGCGCAUCGGCCCCCGCCGCGCCGUGUACCUGCUGGUCGUCGGGUCCGCCGUUUUCGAGCUGCUCGUGUGGUUUGUGCCCAACGUCAUUGGCGACGCCGUCGCCGUCUCGGCCGUGGGCCUUCUUCUGGGCCCCGUCUACCCCUGCGCCGUCGGCCUGAUGAUGCGCAAUCUGAGCCGGCGCGAGCGCGUCGCGGGCAUCAGCGUCAUGGGUGCGUUUGGCAGUGCGGGCGGCGCGGCGGCACCGUUUAUUACCGGUGUCCUGGCGCAGGCCGUGGGCACCUUUGUGCUGCACCCGAUAGUCAUCUGCCUAUUUACAGCCAUGCUGGUGUUUUGGUACUUGGUGCCGGAUCUCUCCAAGCAGAAGGACUAG